UUUGUGCACGUCACCAUCGAAGCCGCCAACCGUGGUGACGUUUUCGGGGCUUGGCGUUACUUUUUGAGUCCCGAGAAUGCGUCGCCGUGGUUUAGUGCAUACCUACCUAAACAGGGUGAAAUUUGGAUGAGAAUGUCGAUAGAAAAUAAUGACAAUCAUCGACUUCAUCCAGGUCACUGGUCUGGACUGUACCAAGCCAGCGCCGAGUGCUCUUGCUGGCGUCUCUCUGCCCCUCCACGCCGUCCAAGCAAAUUGCGGGGCUCUCGGUCGCUGCAAGGCAAAAUGAACGCCACCGUAGUCUCCGACACAAGAACCUCACGUGCCUUCGCGUCUCCAUCUGACGAUAUUACGACUGUUGGUUCACGAGUCGGACAACACGAGAAUCAACACACCUUUCAAUAGAUUAUUGGACGGGCUAACACGGAAGUAGUCUGGGCUGCGGCGCUGCUCAGGGGUAUUAUCGGGGCUCUUGUGUCACGUGCUGCUUUCUCAGCUCAGCCCAGCCAGGCCACUGAGACAUGCUGAUUCAAUCGCGAUGACCUUCUGGGGAAGGACACACCGGAAGCCCGCAGCGUUGCGCAAACCACUCUGUACCCGUUCAACAUGGUCAAUAUCUCCGGGGCCAGGCCUCACGCGUUGAGGAUCACCAUCGCCCUCUUCUGCAUUCUCUCCGUGUUUCUGUUCUUCGACCCCAUCGGCUUCGCAUCCACCAUGAACUACAACCUCGCACCCCCAGGCUCGACCACAACGGUGACACACAUUGUCCUGUUCAAGUUUAAGCCCGAUCUUGAUGAUGGAGCUGUAGAUGUGGCAUGUGCCAAGAUCUUGUCUCUUAAGGAAAACUGCCUUCGGCCCAAUUCGCAACACGCGUAUAUCAAGAGUAUUACAGGAGGUCGAGAUAACUCCCCAGAAAACCUCCAGAAUGGCAUGACACAUGCUUUCGUUGUGCAAUUCGAAAACACGGAUGAUAGAAAUUACUACGUGGAACAGGACCCCGCCCAUCUGGCUUUCAAGAAGGAGAUUGAACCUCUGGUCGAAAAGAUUACCGUGCUCGACUAUGUCAGCGGUGUGUUUUAG
Messenger RNA from Podospora pseudocomata, 1077 nucleotides. RefSeq lists its product as uncharacterized. Bases 604 to 1077 code for a protein of 157 amino acids. The transcript is spliced from 3 exons. NCBI's taxonomy places the organism in Eukaryota, Fungi, Ascomycota, Sordariomycetes, Sordariales, Podosporaceae. The record is from RefSeq and is a predicted model, not a curated record.